This is a messenger RNA of Microthlaspi erraticum, 552 nucleotides long. Lineage: Eukaryota; Viridiplantae; Streptophyta; Magnoliopsida; Brassicales; Brassicaceae. The record is from the annotation of a GenBank genome assembly.
AUGUUGAGGGAUCUUAAGCGGUUCGAAGCGACGGAAUAUUCGCCGUCAACACCAAUCGGAACCUGCCGGGGAUAUAUACGGUUUUGGAUUCGGAAAACAAAAGAAGAGCACAAAAUGAAGACCAUGGACACUGAGAAUGAGAAUCAGACUCUUCACUCGAAAGUGAUCUCACAUGCAUUUUCAACUGGUACUAUCAAGCAAGGCUCUAUGGCCACUUCCCUGGGUGUUAUCGACAUCGGUGUGAGCGAAAACGCCUACAUCUUCAGAGUCGAACUCCCUGGCACUGGGAAAUAUCAAAAUAAGAUCAAAUGUGAGAUUCAGAGGGACGGAAGAGUCUGCAUCCAAGGAGUGGUUCCUGAGACGACGAUCCCAAGUGAAUCAGGAGGCUUAUUCAGAAUGCAAGUGCAUCAGAGCUGCCCUCCAGGUCCGUUCUCAAUCGGGUUUAGUCUUCCGGGACCAGUGGAUCCUCGCUUGUUUUCUCCACGGUUUCAACCUUGUGGGCUCCUUGAAGUUGUUGUCGUCAAGCUUGGUGUACGCAUCCCUCCUUCAUAG